UUUGUUUACCUUAUAAGGAAGGUCAACAUUACCAAGUCGAAAGUGCCUGUUAUCUUCCCCUCGGUUUCAACAAAUCCUUCCCUGAGCCAGAACAGUCGGUGUGAAAGAUGGCUGGGCAUUCAAUCUUGCUGGCCGCUGUCUCAGUCUUGUCCGCUUGUCAACAAAGUUAUUUUGCUUUGCAUGUAGGAAAGGCAAGAUUAAAAUACAAAGUUACAGCUCCAGCAGUCUCUGGGUCACCAGAGUUUGAGAGAAUAUUUCGUGCACAACAAAACUGUGUGGAGUUUUACCCCAUAUUUCUGAUUACAUUGUGGAUGGCUGGAUGGUAUUUCAAUCAAGUUUUUGCUACCUGUCUGGGUCUUGUGUACAUAUAUGCCCGUCACCAGUAUUUCUGGGGAUAUUCAGAAGCAGCUAAAAAAAGGAUCACCGGGUUCCGGCUGAGUCUGGCGAUUCUGGCCUUGCUGACAGUCCUGGGCACCCUGGGGAUUGCAAACAGCUUUCUGGAUGAAUACAUGGACCUCAAUGUCGCCAAGAAACUGAGACGCUUCUAACGUCCCCCCCUCCCUUUGCCCAAAUGCUAGCAGAAGCUGUUUCCACCCUGAAGGUUAUAUGGAGUCAAUCAAUUUUUAAAAACAAAA
Molecule: messenger RNA, 635 nt
Organism: Prionailurus viverrinus (fishing cat)
Lineage: Eukaryota; Metazoa; Chordata; Mammalia; Carnivora; Felidae
Gene: MGST2
Product: microsomal glutathione S-transferase 2
Exons: 5
Coding region: 108-548 (146 amino acids)
Biological process (GO): leukotriene biosynthetic process
Cellular component (GO): endoplasmic reticulum; nuclear envelope; membrane
Molecular function (GO): glutathione transferase activity; enzyme activator activity; glutathione peroxidase activity
Source: RefSeq, a predicted model, not a curated record